CUUUCGGACGACAUCACUGCCCAACACAAAAAAAUAUCGACUUACUCUGCCAAAAGUCUUUUGUUUUUACUUUUUGGAAGGAGAUUCAUUGUGCAUGAAGCCAAUUUAAAAGCACACAGCAUAAUUACUCCCCAAAAUGGCUCAACAAAUGAUUCAGAAUGACAUCGAACCCAUGCAGGUCGAUCCCCGACUACCACCCGAAUACAAUGAAAAUCAAGAGGAAGAAAUUUACUCGGUGGAAAAUCCAACAUUGGACAUUGAAGUUUAUGCGCAAUCAUACACCGGCUUAGCUAGACUGCAUCGUUUGAUUUACAUAGCGGAUCAUUGUCCCAGCCUUCGCAUGGAAGCUCUUAAAAUGGCCAUCGUUUACGUCACGAGCACAUACGAUGUGACCAUGUACCAAUUGUUGCACAAAAAAGUCGCAAAUUUAAAUGUAAAUGGAAAUGGUGGCCUGCCGGAUGUUGCUGCCCAAUCGAAUGUUCAGGAUAUGCCGCCCUACGAUCCAAUAUGGGUGGAAACUCGCACCAAAAAGGCUGCAUUAAAAUUGGAGAAACUGGACAACGAUCUGAAAAACUACAAAUCAAAUUCAAUCAAAGAAAGCAUUCGUCGUGGUCAUGACGAUUUGGGUGACCACUAUUUGAGUUGCGGCGAUUUACCGAAUGCAUUGAAAUGUUAUUCACGAGCCCGUGAUUACUGUACCAGUGGCAAACACAUUGUGAACAUGUGCCUGAAUGUGAUUAAGGUGUCAAUAUUCUUGGAGACGUGGUCUCAUGUCUCCAGUUAUGUGGCUAAGGCGGUUGGAACGCCGGACUUUAGUGAAGGAAAUAGCAAAGACGUGAAUCAGUUAACGUUUACCAAAUUGAAAUGCGCCGCUGGUCUGGCAGAUCUAGCCACUAAGGAUUACAAAGCAGCAGCCAAACACUUCUUACAAGCCAGUUUCGAUCACUGUGAGUUCCCCGAUAUGAUUUCACCAAAUAAUGUCGCCAUGUACGGCGGCCUUUGUGCACUAGCCACAUUCGAUCGGCAGGAAAUGCAGAAGCAUGUCAUCUCAAGCAGUGCAUUCAAAUUGUUCUUGGAACUGGAACCACAAUUGCGUGAUAUUAUCUUGAAAUUCUACGAAUCAAAAUAUGCAUCGUGUUUGAAGCUGUUGGACGAAAUACGGGACAAUUUACUGUUGGACAUGUACAUUGCACCACAUGUCAAUGCACUGUACACGAAAAUACGGAACCGAGCGUUGAUACAGUACUUCAGUCCAUACAUGUCGGCAGAUAUGCGCAUCAUGGCUACGGCAUUCAAUCGAACAGUUGGUGCAUUGGAAAAUGAAGUGAUGCACCUGAUUCUGGAUGGACAAAUUCAAGCACGCAUCGAUUCGCACAAUAAAAUUUUGUAUGCAAAAGACACCGAUCAGCGAAGUCACACGUUUCAGAAGGCUAUCAAUAUGGGUAAAGACUACCAGCGCCGUACGAAGAUGUUAAUUUUGCGAUCAGCUAUGCUGAAGAAGCAGAUAUUGGUGAAGAGUCAACCCCGUGAGAGUGUCAAUCACACCUCGGACAUCUGUUACUCCGCUGCUGGAUCGAGUUCGAACUGUGGUCACUGUCGACCAUAAGCGAAAUUUUGUGUAUAUCGAAAAGCAUUUGAAAGAUUACAUGUUCAUUAUACUAAUAAAAACCGCGGAAUUCUCUGUAA
This is a messenger RNA of Bradysia coprophila, 1686 nucleotides long. RefSeq names its product COP9 signalosome subunit 1b (gene CSN1b). Lineage: Eukaryota; Metazoa; Arthropoda; Insecta; Diptera; Sciaridae. Gene Ontology annotation, cellular component: COP9 signalosome. The record is from RefSeq and is a predicted model, not a curated record.